This is a messenger RNA of Apis florea (little honeybee), 8034 nucleotides long. RefSeq names its product coiled coil domain containing protein Alhambra (gene Alh). Gene Ontology annotation, cellular component: nucleus. Gene Ontology annotation, molecular function: nucleosome binding; histone binding. Gene Ontology annotation, biological process: regulation of transcription by RNA polymerase II. The record is from RefSeq and is a predicted model, not a curated record. NCBI's taxonomy places the organism in Eukaryota, Metazoa, Arthropoda, Insecta, Hymenoptera, Apidae.
ACACUAAGCAUGAUAACAAAAUAAGAUGGCCGAUCAACGAAACAAAUAGAGCGCCGUUGUAAAUAACAAAUGGUUCAAACACAUUUUAAUACGGAAUUUCUUUAAAAAUCAGCCACUACACGGAAUUCUGGAAUCGCCUCGGUAUUGGUGUUUCGUGUUUCCACAUUGUGGAAUCAUUAUAGUGACUGGCAACGUGCAGUGGUGCAUUCCAAGCCACGAUUCAUCGUUGAAUGCGUCACGCGUGUGCAUGAUCAUUGAAGAGAGCAAUUAAGGAAGGAGCGAGUUGAGAAUUACACAUCGCCAGAAUGCAAUUGCGAAAGCAAGAUUACCUCGCGUUACAUCUCCGCUUACGGCUCGCCUAGCUCCUCAUGCUAGUCUCGUCUUCCGAAUUGCUUGAAACACAGCAUGAAGGAGAUGCUUGGAGGGUGCUGCGUGUGUUCUGAUGAGAGGGGUUGGACUGAAAAUCCAUUAGUGUAUUGUGAUGGCCAAGGUUGUACCGUUGCUGUACACCAAGCUUGCUAUGGUAUUGUUACGGUACCCACAGGACCAUGGUAUUGCAGAAAAUGUGAGUCACAGGAACGUAGUGCUCGUGUGCGCUGUGAAUUAUGUCCAAGUCGAGAUGGAGCUCUUAAGAGAACAGAUCAAGCCGGAUGGGCACAUGUGGUCUGUGCUCUUUAUAUUCCAGAAGUUAGAUUUGGUAAUGUGACAACAAUGGAACCAAUUAUUUUACAAUUGAUACCAUCUGAAAGAUUCAGUAAGUCAUGUUACAUUUGUGAAGAACAAGGAAGAGGUAGUAGAGCAAAUGUAGGAGCCUGUAUGCAGUGCAACAAGACUGGCUGCAGGCAGCAAUUUCAUGUUACUUGUGCUCAGGCUCUUGGUUUGCUUUGUGAAGAAGCUGGCAAUUAUUUAGAUAAUGUGAAAUAUUGUGGAUAUUGUCAACAUCAUUACUCAAAAUUGAAAAAAGGUGGUAAUGUAAAAACAAUACCACCUUAUAAACCAAUACCUGCUGAUAACGGUUCGUCAGAUUCAUCUCCUGAAAAAGAAGCAGAGACCCCGAUAAAAUCUUCAUCAAGUGGUAAACGAAAGAGUUCCAGCUCUAAAUCUGCUACAAAUUCUAAAAACAAAUCAAAUACUAGUCCAAGUCUAGAAAUAAAUGGCGUUGCUGAUGAUAAAAGCAGUAGCGGCCGUAAUACACCCAAAGACAACACCACAAAUUCCAGUAAAUUCACCACUUCCAACUUCGUAGAAACGAUCGUCACCCAAUCGGAGAGUGUGUUUGGACAUGACGGAACAACAUCCACCACUGCCACUAUGGCAACAACAAUUAAAUCUGGAUCGAACUCAAGUUCUGGCCACAAAAGUAGUGGACAAACGAAAUCGAAUUCUUCAUCAUCGAACAAGACUUCGAGUCACAGUAAAAAGAGAAAGACAGGGGCACGAACACCGACUGUAAUAGGAAACGAAAAUUCAAAUCAGUCAGUCAGUUCUGAAGCCAGUGGUUCAGUUGUGGUUGCCGUCAGUUCUGUUAUGCAGCAAACUGUAUCGAGUAAUAAUGUACAAACAACUAUAACGGAAGCUACAAGCUUAAGUACGACCACUGAACCGGAAAAAUCAAAAAAGUUAAAGGUGGAAAGUCCCAUUCAAUCAUCAUCAAACACUCCAGUCGCUACCGAAGUGACUACUACACCUGUGAUAAUGGCAGUAACACAAUCUCAAUCAUCAAUUGUUACUCAGUCACCAACAACUACUUCAAAUAGUAUAGUAGUAUCAGUUCCAUUGACUGCAACUUCGUUAUCUAGUACAGUGCAGAGUGUGGUAACAAGUGCUCCAACUCUAUAUCAGCAGUUGCAACAAAGUAUCAUAACUACUGCAGCCGCUACAGAAGCCAGAACGAAUGCUAUGUCGAAUUCAGAAAGAUUUAUCACAGAAGAAACUCCAGCUAAAAGAUCUCGUUCUCAAUCAUCAGAUAAGCAAGAAAAACCUCGCAAACCAAAACGUGGGUCAUCAAAUAGUCAGCCAGCAUUGCCACAAGUACAACCACAAACACAACAACAAUCUCAACCAACCGCUUCAUCUGUAGUAACAUCAGUGUCUAGCAGUGCAGUGGUAACAACAUCCAAAAGAGGAGCAAGAAGUAAUCAUCAAACUCCUCCACCUGCUGUAACUGUCGCACCUGUACCAUCUAUUAUUCAAGGACCAACACUGAGCAGUGGGCAUUUUAGUAGUAUUGGCUCUAGUUCUACAAACACUAUGGGUCCUACUGUCAAAGAAUCUCCUCCAAGUAGUCCAGGUUCUGAAAGUAUGAGUAGUAAUGGACCAGGAAGGAGAAAAAGGAAAAGCGCAAGUGCGGCUUCUACAACACCAACACCUUCUGCAUCUAGUACUCCAACACUCACGAAUCCGAAAGAAGAAAAAGAUGUAAAAUUAUUUCAGAAUGGAGUUAGUGCACCACAUAUGUUAGGAAAUCAGUUAAAUCCAACAUCUACAAUGGCACAAAAAAUGUCUGAUACCCUUUCCCAAGAAUUAGAAGCUCAUUCUAUUUUUACAGAAGCUAGUAAUUCUACAACAAAUUUAGUUGGUCCACAAUUACAUAGUCGAGUAAUUGCAUCUAUACGGUCCAAUCAAACAGGUGCACCGCCCACGUCAUUUUCUUCGGUUUUUAACUCUUCUAACAAUACAAACACUAAUACAAGCACUACCACUAAUGCUAGUACAACCAAUACCGGUUCUUUAGGCGGUGGAGCAAUACCCCAAACACUUGACCAACUUUUAGAAAGACAAUGGGAGCAAGGAAGUCAAUUCCUGAUGGAGCAAGCCCAGCACUUUGACAGUGAGUUCGCUUCUCUACUUUCUUGUCUUCAUCAAUUGAGAGCGGAAAAUCUUAGGUUAGAGGAACAUGUAAAUAGUCUUCUGCAAAGAAGAGAUCACCUAUUGGCUGUGAAUGCUAGACUUGCAAUUCCUUUGACAACUCAACCUAGUGCACACCCAGUGAACAAUAUACAUCCAACAGUCAACCCAUCGCACCCCAAUGUCCCACAUCCCGAUGUUCCACCAGGAGCCGCGGCCCCUGUUCCAAGAGUUACUAGGGAACCACGAGUAAACAACACAUACAUGCCUCAUUCGAGUUCCAGUAAUCAUUCUGCGACGUUAGAAAAUGGUUUACCUCCAGAUCCAUCUCCUCCAGCUGCAGCUUCAUUGUCACAAUAUCAGCACCGAACAUCGUUAAUUGCACCUCAGCCAAGUCCAACAAUUAGACACAGCCCAGCUGGAAAUGCGUAUCAUCAAGGACAACCUAGUAAUAUAGUAUCUCCGGCACCGGCUAGUAAUUCUAGUGUAGUGAGAAACUCAUCUGUUACACCAGAUCCUCUACGUGGAGUACCAAGAUCAGUGCCACAAUCGUCGAGCAAUUAUAUGCCUUCAAUGUAUCAACCUACAAUGUCCAGUCUGACAAGUAAUCAAGUAGGUAAUGUUCAUAAUCUUCAUUCGCAUGGACCUUCUCCACCCAGUCAUGGACCACCAGGAAAACCCAGCUGAAGAUAGGUGGAAAGCAAAGAAAAGUAUACUGCGUCCGAUGACAGUAGACGUGGUGAGGUGUCAUCGCCGUCCGAGGCGUGCUACCAUCUUUGAAAAAUGAACAGAGGGAAGUCGUUUAUCCUUCGUGCUUCUUUGCUAAUUAGUUCGAUCUUUGACUGGUCUCUGAUCAAUAAGUGUGAUCAGUUUGAUAAUUCAGUAUCUAUUGAUAAAGUUUAUAUAAAAUAUUAACCAAAAGAAAAUGUACAAUCAUUUAUCAAUAAUUGUAAUUCACACUUUUAUUGUUUUUUGAUAAAUUUCGAGAGCAAUUCUAUCUGCUCAAAGUUAGAUUAAUUCUAUAAUAAACAGGAUAAUAGAGGCCUUGCAAAUUCGAACGAAGAAGCAAUUUAGAAAUAGAAACUUUUUUUCUUUUUUUUUCUUCUCUCUCUUUCUCUCACUCUCUCUUUUUUUCUCUUUCCUUUGGUUGCACGUCAUCGAGCACGUCUGAGACAAUCUUAACAUCAUCAUUAUCCAUCAUUGUCAUCGAUAUUGUAUGAUGAAACAGUAAAUCCGCAGAUGUACAAAUUGUAGAUUGUAAGUUAAUCGCGACUAAUAGCAAUAAUGAUUAUGAAGUAGAUGUACAUUUUAACAAAAAAAAAAAAAGAAAUCAUGUGUGAGUCUGGUGGUACGACAAGGUCACUCAUUUUUUCUAUAAAGACAUCUUUUUCUAAAUGUUUCACUAUUAUUUUAAUAGAAAUUUAUUUUGCGGAUUUCUUUUAGUAAACUCGCAAAAGAUAAAAUUAAAAUUGUAAAUAUUUUGUAAUUGACCCAUUUCACGACCCAACCGAUGUAUAUUUUAAUCUUAUAUGUAUAUAUAUAUAUACGUAUAUAUAUAACGUACAAUAUACUUAGCAUAUAAUUUGAGCACUGCCUUCCAUCAAUGAAAUGGCCGUGAAAUGGGUCGAGGAAGUUAUUUUUAUUCAUAGAAUAAUGGUUCUUAUGGUUUCUUCAGAGCGGUUAAUCGAACUACGAUCAUUAGACGGGAAUUAAGAAAACAAUUGAAGUUAUAUCUAAAUGAAAUAUUAUUACGCGCUUCGUUUUCGCAUAAAAAAAUCCAUUUGCGAUUGUUCUUGAUUAUAUCUUGCCUUUUUUUAAUGGCAGCACAUUUUAUUUGGAUUAUUCUAUCAAUAAUAUAGAAUUUCGACUUUUGUCGAUAUGAGAGACCUAAUCAAAAAAUAAAAAAAUAAAAAAAAAAUCAUGAUAAUUUUAGCUCGAAAUUAGAGCUAUUUCUAUUAAUUAAUGAAAUUCUAUUCGUUAAAAAUUAAAAGUUAUAUAAUAAAGAGUACAAUAAUCUUUUGUCUCUCAGUUCGUCAAAAUAAAAAAAAUUUCAUUUAAGAAUUAUCUAUAUUUUAACGUUAAAAUGUGAAUUUAGUUUUGUUUUUUAAUUAAUAUUUAGCUAGUAAGAAUUUUUACACUAAUCUUUUUUAUUCUGUUGUAGGAAAUAAAAUUUUAAAACGAAAAAGUCAAUGUUACCAUGUUGUGUUCUCAAUUGGAAAGUAUUAUUUUUAUGGACGGACAAUUUUCGAUAAUGAAAAAUAACGAAUGUUCAUAAGGAAUCCAGAAAAACCACUAGGCUUACUUAGUAUGAUAAAUGCGGCAUCAAGCAUUCACGUCACCACUCAGGGAAAAUCGAUUUAUUAAAAUUCUAUCGAGUUUUCUUCAUGUACAUCAAUUGUAGCGAGCACGAAGAACACUAUUUCAUAUCAUACAUUUUUGAUUACCCAAAGAACUUUCUUUCUUAUUUUACUUUCUUUAUUGCUUCGUAGUACUUAAGUGUGAAAUAAUGAAUUAUUCGAGUAAUUUCAUGAAACAAAAAAAAAUAUUUAAGCUUUUCAACAAUUUUUUAUGAAAAUUUAUGUAUUAUUUUUAAAGUGUAUGGUAUAGCAAUAUAGUGUUCAAUGCUACAAUUUGAAGAAAAUAAUAUUCAUAAUUGAUGAUUUAUAGUCGAAAGUAUGAAAAUAUAUGGUUUUUCCAAAAAAAUCAAGUGAUUAUUGAAGACAACGGUGCGUUUUUAUUGACGAAGAAUAUUUUAUGCGUUUAUCAUCUCAAUGUAAUGUUGCUGUACUUUUUAAGAAGAUAAUAUACAUUAUAGAAGAAGGGCAAGAGAGAAUGAGAGAGAAGAAAGAGACAAAAAAAAAAAGGCGAGAACAAAGCGUGUAUAAGUGAAGUGUUAAAAAACAGAGAGCAGUUAAUGAUAAUGAUAUUUUUACACAGCAGACCGUGCCAAAUUUUUGCAAUCGAAUCAUUGAACUCCCUUGAAACACUUGAGCAACACGUGCCUAAGUAACUGUUGUUUAAAAUCUUGGGAUUGGAAUUGCUUUAUAUGAUGGAAAAUGAAGAAUAGAAAAUGAAAUUUAAACAUUGCCCCCUUUUUUUUUUUUUUUAUGCUCUCAAUUAUUUUGUGUUCAUUUUUAAAAUUCUUCGUGUACAAAUAAAUUAUUGUGUUCCUAAUCCGCAGUGGAUCGACUGCCAGAGAUUUUUUUUCGCUUGAAAAUUAAUUAACUUUAAUUUGACCAAAGUCUUUUCUAAUUCUAGGCUACAUUGGAUUUAUACAGAAUGGACAAAAAAUAAAAACGGAAAUGUUUUUAUGUUUAAAAUUCAAACAAACAAAAUUCUUUUUCUCGAAUUGUACCAAGAUUGUUUCAAAUAAAUAUUUUUUUUUGUUUAAAUUUUGUAUAAAUUCAAUAUGAUGAGUUCAUUAGACUUUUCUAUUCUCUUGUAGUUUAAUUGUAACUUAAAUAUUUGGUACCUAUAUAACUUAUGUACACAAGAAUCAUGCGUUUAGGAUAGAUACGGUGUAUCGUUAGAUUUGUUCGUAUUAAGGACUUAAUAUGCUCAUGAUAAUAAUAUCGAACAAAAUAAUUAUUCAAAAAUCAGCGAAACAACGAGCAAAAACUAUUUAUUGGAUAAAUUAAUUGCAGACUGCUCGAGUGCACUGGAAAGAGACCACGUAGUCCCAUUGAUGAGAUAAAAAUCAAUUUAUUUCCCAGCCGUGCCGACAUAAGAAAAAAAAAAAAGACAUUCAAACAAUUGUAAAUCAUGAAAUCACAAUGUCCAAGCGGCAGCAAUGCUUUGAUUGGCCGAAAUAUUGGCACAGAUUGUAUUGUAGCAUUUUGAUACUCGAGAUACUCUUCGCUAAGAAUCAUUGUUGGACAAUUGAGUGUGUAAAAAGAGAGGAGAGAGAAAAAAAAAAAGAGAAAUGAAAAAAAGAAGGGAAAAAAAAAAAAAAAAAAUAUGUGUGCAAGUGAACCAAACUUGUCGCCGUUUGUGAAGCGUGUUUUCAUUUUUCUACGAGAGUUAGCUAAAUAUCCCUCCCGCGUCUCUGGACGAACGAACAGGCAUAAGUAAAUUCAUUGUAAAAAUAAUUGUAAUGCAUAAAGAAGAAACGAUAGCUAGAGAGAAUGGAAUAAUGGAAGGAGAUGAAUUUAUUCGUCUCGAUCCACUUGUCGGUUUUCCCAAGAAAACAUGUGCCGGUUAAAUAACGGUGAAAUUUACUACUAUUGUACUACUACUAGAUAUUUGUAAAAAAACGUUUGAAAGUCAAAUAUUUUUCGUUUUUUGGGACAGCCUACAAGUUGUAGAAAGCGCUGGCUAUUUGUGUAAAAAGAUGAAAGAGUAUAUCGAGAGAACACUUUGAAGGUUGCCGCGUCCUCCGGUAAUAAUCUUUUGUAUAUUUUCAAGCGAGCAAUUAAAAAAUCCGGGGCUGCUCCGUGGCUAAUUUACCUUUAAACUGUCCUCGUAUUACGUACGUUUAUACACGUAUCCAUCUAAGGAAAUAAGGGAAAGGAAUGUGUCGAGCGAAAUAUAUGCCAUAUAUGUUUCCAUAUAGCUUGGAAAAAAGUUUUCUUAUGGGAGAAAAGGCUGUAUUUUUUUUUUUUUUUUUUUUUUUUUUUUUUUUUUUUUCUUUCAAUGCGUUUAACAUAAUUUUCUGGUGACAUCGUCCACCCCUAAUUCAGGUACCCUGAAUUUAAUCGAAUUAAUUAUCUGUAGGAUAGGAUAUUGUUACUUUAAUUUUUUUGUACUAUUAAGUUAUCAAAAAUUUCAAAUUCAAGACCUCGAGUCUUUUAAGCAUACUUUCAUAUUGUUAUGAAAUCUGCUCAAGAUUAUAAGUAACUACGGGUGCUCAAAAUUAUCUUGGAAUGUAGAUAUUUUAUUUAAUAAAUUUUUAAUGCUAAUACAAUUAAGAAAAGUGUAAGAUUCACUUCUUUAAAAUCUUUAAAAUUUGUAGAGUAUGGGGUAUAAGAAAAUAUGUUAAUUUCUAUAAAGAAUAUAUUACACGAAAUUACGAAGUAAGGGAAAUCAUUGAUUUAAAAAAUUCAGGAACCAACACGGCUAGAUUAAGAUUCUUUGUCUCGAAUUGGAUAUCUAGAAACUUUCACCUUUAUAUUUAUAUCCAUUAAGAUUUUUCACCGUCGAAUCGAAACAAAAAGGCAUGAAGGGAUGGACGAGAGCUCACAAAAAAAA